Sclerotinia sclerotiorum 1980 UF-70 is the source of this 843-nucleotide messenger RNA. RefSeq lists its product with no specific name. The coding region runs from base 1 to 843 and encodes 280 amino acids. The transcript has 2 exons. The record is from RefSeq and is a predicted model, not a curated record. NCBI's taxonomy places the organism in Eukaryota, Fungi, Ascomycota, Leotiomycetes, Helotiales, Sclerotiniaceae.
AUGCCUAUCCUCACCGAGUUUACGCUAUUCCCCAAGCUUUGCGUUGAAUUAAGAGCAAGGAUUUGGAAUUUUGCUUCACAAGAACUUAACCAAAUUGUGUUUGACUCUUUCCGAACAUCUCAAAAGAGAAAUUAUCCUAAAGAAAAGGCCAGUAUCCCCAUUUCAGACAGAGACAAAAUACUCUGUGGCAGACACCCUAAUUAUCCUAAUAUUCACAGACUUUCGGCUGUCAACAGAGUCCCUGCUAUACUUAUGACUUGUCAUGAGUCUCGUUCUUGGGCCAUGAAGCACUAUAGCUUGUGCUUUGAGGAUCAGCUCUAUCACCAAGCUCUUUGGUUCAAUCCUAGAUUCGACACGAUCAUGUUUGCUGAUAUGACUGCUUGCUUCAGUUUUCUCUGGGGCGGCUGUUCUAGGGUUGGCCAUGGCCCUAUUCCAAUAAUUCAAAACAGUCUUGUUAUUCCAGUUGUGGAAAGAUUAGUUAUUCAAGAGUCUGUUCCCACAUCUUGGUACCGGAGGGCAAAGGAAAUGGCGCGAAGCUUCCCUCAUCUGAAGUCGCUCGUCAUCAGAACCGAUAAUAUUCCUUUUGAAUCCCAGUUUUUCUACAAAGGGCUUAAUUUAUCUGGUGAGAUAGCAUUAUUGCCAUCUUUCAGAUUUCGCGUGCAAAAAUUUUGGAAUUCGGAUGAGUGGAAGGCUAUCAGAGCUUAUGAUCAAAUUCCGGAGUUUCAGGUUAUGCCAGCGGAGAUGCGGAAUGUUGGCUUUCUCAUGAAAAAGCCAGCUCAAGUGCCACCUCGUCGCUCAGAUCCGAUCAAGGCUAUUGAAGCAGCACGGAACGCCAAGAACUAG